CUCGGAACCUUUUGUCAGAUGGUCGGCAUCGACGGAAGUAGCCACAAGCUUAGUAGCAGCUUUAGAAACGUUUUUUUUAAUUAAAUACUAACAUUUAGUCACCUUUCUUACCUUCAGCUAUUUUGAUCAUUUCUGAUGUGCUUGUUGCCGUUUCAGCGAAAGUGAACGUGGUGUCGCAUUUGAACUUUUCCGUGCAGCCAGGGAAACAUCGUUUCACCUCUUUACCGACUUUUUUGCUGUUUUCUUUCCUUCAGAUUUGAACACGAUGAAUAAAGAAGCCAGACUAAAAGCAACGAUAAACCAGAAACUGACAGAGACGGGGGAACGAGAGAGACUAAAGGAGCUGCUGAGAGCCAAACUCACUGAGUGUGGAUGGAAGGACCAGAUGAAGGCUCAGUGCAAAGAGGUGAUCAAAGAAAAGGGGUUGGAGCAUGUCACGGUGGAGGACCUUGUGGUAGAGAUCACUCCUAAAGGAAGAGCCUUGGUGCCGGAUAGCGUCAAGAAAGAGCUUCUACAGAGAAUAAGAGCCUUCCUUACCCAGCAUGCUUCAUAAUAUGGCUUUUUCCUUAUUUGUUAAUUUUGUUUUUAUUUUUAUUUAGAUUCACAUAAAUCCAAAUACAUUUUAGAAUAUGUUGGAAGUGGUCACUGGCCAGUUGUUAUUUUCUUAUCCUUUGAUUUCAGUCAUUUCAUGUUUCUAAUGGUCUAAUAGUUACAUUUUUGUAAACGCAAAAGCUGCUUAAAUAAAGCUCUUGAUUUGCUGGACAAA
Nothobranchius furzeri (turquoise killifish) is the source of this 766-nucleotide messenger RNA. RefSeq names its product ENY2 transcription and export complex 2 subunit (gene eny2). Gene Ontology annotation, biological process: regulation of transcription by RNA polymerase II; positive regulation of DNA-templated transcription; poly(A)+ mRNA export from nucleus. Gene Ontology annotation, cellular component: nuclear pore; SAGA complex; DUBm complex. Lineage: Eukaryota; Metazoa; Chordata; Actinopteri; Cyprinodontiformes; Nothobranchiidae. The record is from RefSeq and is a predicted model, not a curated record. Gene Ontology annotation, molecular function: chromatin binding; transcription coactivator activity.